Messenger RNA from Tarenaya hassleriana, 1256 nucleotides. RefSeq names its product AT-hook motif nuclear-localized protein 23-like. The record is from RefSeq and is a predicted model, not a curated record. Bases 167 to 1018 code for a protein of 283 amino acids. NCBI's taxonomy places the organism in Eukaryota, Viridiplantae, Streptophyta, Magnoliopsida, Brassicales, Cleomaceae. Gene Ontology annotation, cellular component: nucleus. The transcript has a single exon. Gene Ontology annotation, molecular function: DNA-binding transcription factor activity; minor groove of adenine-thymine-rich DNA binding.
UCCUCUCUUCUCUCUCUCUCUGUUUUUCAAAAAAAAAAAAAAAGGAAGAACAAGAAAUAAUAAAUAGAAGGGAUUAUACAAACCCCAUAAAGAAAUCUUUAAUCUUUCUUGGUGUAUUUUUUUAUAUAAUUUUUAUUUUUCAUCAUCUUGUCGUGUAUGUGGGCAUAUGGCAGGUCUUGAUCUAGGCACUGCUUUUCGCUACGUCAAUCACCAAGAGCUCCAUCGCCCCGAUCUCCACCACCAAUCCUCCCCCGACGAUGCCGCCGCCUUAUCCGGUGACAAUCGCGACAUCUCAGGCGGCGGAACACCCUCCCACAACCGCCAGGGUUCUAACAUCGAUCUUGUCUGCUCUAAUAUCGAUCUUGUCUCCGCCGCCGGAGGGGCGAUGGUCCGCCGCCCACGAGGUAGACCGUCGGGGUCGAAGAACAAGCCGAAACCGCCGGUGAUAAUAACGCAGGAGGGCGCUAACACACUUAGGGCACACAUUCUUGAAGUGAACAAUGGCGGCGACAUCUUCGACUGUGUCGCCACAUACGCCCGGCGGCGGCAACGCGGCGUUUGCAUCCUCAGCGGCGGCGGAUCGGUCACCAACGUCACAAUCCGUCAGCCCUCCUCCGCCGGCUCCGUUGUCACUCUCCAAGGGACCUUCGAGAUCCUCUCCCUCUCCGGUUCAUUCCUUCCGCCGCCGGCGCCUCCGGGAGCAACCAGUCUGACGAUACUCCUCGCGGGAGGUCAAGGCCAGGUCGUUGGCGGCAGCGUUGUCGGCGAGCUCAUAGCGGUGGGCCCGGUGAUCGUCAUGGCCGCUUCAUUCACCAAUGUAGCCUACGAGAGCCUUCCACUGGAAGGGGACGAAUCUCUCAGCAGCGGCGGCGACGGAGGAGUGGCUACCAACGGCGGUGAUAAUGUGUUCUCCGACGGCGGACUUCCGUUCUUUAAUUUUCCGAUGAAUACGGUGCCGAACGUGCAGCUUCCGGUGGAGGGUUGGCCUGGGAACUCGGGCGGAAGACCUCCCUUCUGAUUUAUCCGUGUGUGUGUAUAUGUGUUCGCAUACAUACACAUCUAUACGAUAUAUACAUACCACGGUGGAGGAGGAGCUUCUCUGUAAUUUGGAGAUAUCAUCUUGUUCUUGUUCUUUGUUUUUAGUUCGUGUUAGUCUUUAGGGUUUCUUUUUUCAUCGAGAACUUAAUUCUCGUAUCCAUCAAUUCCACUUAUUAUUUCAAAUCGACCCAGAUAGAUAAAUUUUGUACCCAUGCCAA